GGACAGUCCAGACACUCCAAAGUCCAAACGGCAUCUGCAACCGCUUCCAUCCGGAUCGCUUCUCCUUCCCCGUGCCUCCUCGGCGACGGCGGCGAGAUGGACGGGGAAGGGCGGCCGUUGCUCGCGGACAAGGUGCCGGACCACCCGGAGCAGCACUUCACGUCGGGGGAGGUGGUCCGCGACGUCAUCAUGGGCGUCUCCGACGGCCUCACCGUGCCCUUCGCCCUCGCCGCGGGGCUCUCCGGCGCCAGCGCGCCCUCCUCGCUCGUGCUCACCGCCGGCCUUGCCGAGGUCGCCGCCGGCGCCAUCUCCAUGGGCCUAGGAGGGUAUCUCGCGGCCAAGAGCGAGGCAGACCAUUACCAGAGGGAGAUGAAAAGGGAGCAGGAGGAGAUCAUCGCCGUCCCGGACACUGAGGCUGCUGAGAUUGGCGAGAUCAUGUCGCAGUAUGGGCUCGAACCUCAUGAGUAUGGCCCUGUGGUGGACGGGCUCCGUAGGAAUCCUCAAGCUUGGCUCGACUUUAUGAUGAAGUUCGAGCUGGGAUUGGAGAAGCCAGACCCUAAAAGAGCUGUGCAGAGUGCUUUAACGAUUGCGCUAUCUUAUGUCAUUGGUGGAUUGGUCCCUCUCCUUCCCUACGUGUUUAUCUCCACAGCCCAGAACGCCAUGCUCACAUCUGUUGGUGUCACUCUGGUCGCACUACUUUUCUUUGGCUACAUCAAGGGCAGCUUUACUGGAAACCGCCCAUUCCUCAGCGCUGUCCAAACUGCUAUUAUCGGCGCACUUGCUUCUGCUGCAGCAUAUGGAAUGGCCAAGGCCGUGCAAGCUAGAUGAUGCUUAGAGCCCUCAUGUGUUCCCUAUCUGAAGUUUCAGACUUUCUUUCAGACUUUCAGUAGUUGCACUGAAUCCUAUGAAGCUGCAAUGAAUCGCAAUUAUCAGAUUAAGCAAUUGUACUUUACCUUUCCUGUAACAAUGAAUAAGUUUUGGGAAUCAUAAAAAUAAAAGCAUGCUAUCCUUAAGUUCUA
Molecule: messenger RNA, 1019 nt
Organism: Oryza brachyantha (malo sina)
Lineage: Eukaryota; Viridiplantae; Streptophyta; Magnoliopsida; Poales; Poaceae
Product: vacuolar iron transporter 1
Exons: 4
Coding region: 97-828 (243 amino acids)
Biological process (GO): intracellular manganese ion homeostasis
Cellular component (GO): vacuolar membrane
Molecular function (GO): iron ion transmembrane transporter activity; manganese ion transmembrane transporter activity
Source: RefSeq, a predicted model, not a curated record